AUGUAUGUAGAAGCGUUUGUGUACGAUGGGAAGGGCAAUAACCUCAUAGCCAACCCGGCACAGACCAAAUACGUUGCCUUCAACAACAAGGCCAGGACUUGGAACACCUUCUUGAAGUUAUCUGUCGGUUACAAUCAGUUAAGCAUUGAUUCGUAUGUGAAGUUUGUCCUCUACGAGUUCCUGAAUGCCUCGCCAGUCCCGUUUGGAGUAGGCUACAUCUCCUUAUACAAUAAGUCCUCGUCUACGUUGAGGUUCGGGUCUCAGAAGGUAUCUAUCUACACCAUGGAUAAUCUCAAUGUGGCCCCAACGGUGGAGUAUACGGAUCCUAAACAUCUUAGUGGAUUGGAGAAGAGUAUCAUUGAGUAUGAAAACCGCAAGUUUGAACGAGUGACCUGGCUAGACAAAAUGAGUCUUUCAAUGGUUGAACUGAAGUCCAAUGAAGAUCAACAGCUCAGUUCUGAAAGUAGUAGUGGGUCUGCUCCUUAUUAUCUUUAUGUUGAGUUCCCGAGCUUUGGCCUUCCGAUUGUUUAUUCAGAUAUCAACUAUCCUACUCCACAAUUGGAUGCUCAUAUGAAAGCCGCAGCAACAGCAGGAUCAUCUAAACCGAUUCAACCUUCAAGAAGCGAAGAAACCAACAACAAUAACCAUGUCACGAGCUUGAUCCUCAAUUCCUUGGAAAUACCAGUAACUCCAAUGAACAAAGUGUAUGAUCCAGAUUUCCAAUUGGCAGUGGUUGGUACUGGCACCGAUUCGUCCAAAAACUUGGUGAUGGACCCAAUAGAGUUGAAGUACCAUAAACUAGAAAGAAACACCAAUAAUAACUCUCUUUUAGAUAAGGAGUUGAAGCCGUCGCCUAAACUACGAGACCAGUUGCUCAGAAUCUUAGCCAAACCUUCAAACGUCGUUCUAACAGACACAGAAAAUAACCUAAUCUGGAAGUUCAGGUACUAUUUUAGUCGGAACAGCACCGACGUGGGCUUGGGAAGCGGAGGGACCAGUAAAUCGUUCUUACCCAAAUUUUUGAAGGCUAUUAACUGGGAAAACGAGUACGAACUUGAUCACGUAUUUGAAGAUAUCUUCCCCAAUUACUGGAGUGUUGACAGGAUUCAAAUUGGUGAUGCUUUAGAGCUUUUGGGAAGCUAUUUUGAUCCCUUUAAAUUGGCUUCCAAUAGUAUCACCGGUUCAUCAGAAGAUGUCAUGGCCGGUGCAGCCGAAAAUAAUGGAAGAGAUCAAGAAACAAAGUUUCAAAGGGUAUUCAAGCAUGUGAUAUUUCUAAGAAAGUUUGCUGUGGAACGCUUGAGACUUGCAAGCAAUGAUGAGCUAUUGUUGUAUUUGUUGCAGCUUGUACAAGCGUUGAAAUACGAGGCUCGUAUUUAUAGUCAACGCAUACCCCUGGAAUUCCAAAUUGCAGACGAGGUUCAUAAGGACCAGAACCUUUUGAAUUCUCCAUUGGUGAAGUUCUUGGUGGACAAUUCUGUGGAGAACGAAGCUCUUGGAAAUUAUUUUUAUUGGUACGUUAAAGUGGAACAUGAAGAUCAGCUUUUGAAAGGAGACCCAAGCACCAGCAUUUAUUCAUUGGUCUUAAACAAGUAUAUCAAGUCAUUGAAGAAACACAGUCAAAAGUUCAAGUUACCCGGUUAUAAGAACCUUGAAAGACAGAUUUGGUUUAUCAAAAAGUUGACAAGAAUAGUUGAGCUUCUUAGAGCCACUUUCAAACGCAAUGAUGCAACGGCUAAGAAGGUUCAGUUCCUUCGUGACUAUUUAUCUGAUUCUUCCAACGAUCUCCUAAAGUUUCCUGAACCAUUCCCUUUACCAUUGGACCCUUCUGUGGUUAUCUGUGGAUGCUAUCCUGAAGAAUGUACUGUUUUUAAAUCGAGUUUGGCACCUUUAAAGAUCACGUUCAAGACCAUUGAAAAGCCCGAGUCAUCAUCUUCGUCGUCUUCUCAAAUGAUCUUUCGCAAGCGAACAAAACACGGCAAGUACUCGCUAAUGUUCAAAAUUGGUGAUGACCUCAGACAAGACCAAUUGGUCAUACAGAUCAUCAACCUAAUGGAUAACUUGCUUAAAAACGAGAACCUCGAUUUAAGGUUAACACCAUAUAAAAUCCUUGCUACCAGUCCUCUGGCCGGACUUAUUCAAUUUGUGGAGAACGAAACUCUUGAUUCUGUGUUGGUCAAGCAGUAUCCAGUUUCUGUUGUUAAUUUCAACUCUAGCGAUAUUCCCUCUAUUGGUAGUGGUGGUGGUGGUAGGGAUACGUUUGCUGGAGAAGAGAGGAUAUCUUCUAGUAACGGUAUCUUGAGUUAUCUCAGACUUCAUAGUGCAGAUAGCAAGCCACUGUUAGAGAGUGAUUCGUUGCGUGCGCAUCCGGGCAUUUCAGCAUCUUUAGCUUCCACAUCAACUUCAACGUCGACAACAACAACAACAACUGCUACAGCAUCUUCUUCAUCAACAGGAAUUAACAAUAAUAGUAAUAAUAUUUCAAGUACGGUGGUCCAGGAACAUGCCAGCACUUCCAAUUUAGGAGUGUCGUCAGCACUCAUGGACAAUUACGUCAAAUCUUGCGCUGGCUAUUGUGUCAUCACGUACAUUCUUGGUGUCGGGGACAGACAUUUGGACAACUUGCUUCUUUCUCCCAACGGGAAGUUCUGGCAUGCAGACUUUGGGUACAUCUUGGGAAGGGACCCCAAACCCUUCCCCCCCUUGAUGAAAUUGCCUAUGCAAGUUAUCGAUGGGAUGGGUGGACUUGAGCAUGAAAACUAUAACAUCUUCAAAAGUUACUGUUUCUUGACAUACACCACGCUCAGAAAGAAUAGUAACUUGAUAUUAAACUUGUUUCAAUUGAUGGUUGAUGCCAACAUUCCCGAUAUCAAGGCAGAUCCAUACAGAGCCGUGGAGAAGGUUCAGGAGAAGUUUGGCUUGGAGAUGUCAGAAGAAGAAGCCAUCAUUCAUUUCCAAAACUUGAUCUCUGAUAGUGUCUCGGCCGUCUUGCCAGUUGUGAUAGACAGACUACACAGUUUAGCACAGUACUGGCGAGCAUAA
Lizanozyma spartinae is the source of this 3039-nucleotide messenger RNA. RefSeq names its product phosphatidylinositol 3-kinase (gene VPS34). The coding region runs from base 1 to 3039 and encodes 1012 amino acids. The transcript has a single exon. Gene Ontology annotation, molecular function: 1-phosphatidylinositol-3-kinase activity. The record is from RefSeq and is a predicted model, not a curated record. Lineage: Eukaryota; Fungi; Ascomycota; Pichiomycetes; Serinales; Debaryomycetaceae. Gene Ontology annotation, biological process: autophagy of peroxisome; phosphatidylinositol-mediated signaling; phosphatidylinositol-3-phosphate biosynthetic process. Gene Ontology annotation, cellular component: peroxisome; membrane; cytoplasm.